AUGCCUGCUUUUCAACGCACUGAUGGAUGCGGCAGCUGCGUCAAGGGUUUAUGCAUCCUUUGGCGGCGUUCCGACGGGAAAGAUGUUGCGCAGCAUGGCUUCUUUGGCGAAGGCCUUGCCGAAGUCGCUGCGUUGCGAGAGGAUUCGGUGCUGAUACCUGAUCGUCUCAUCAUUGCGGAAAGCGGCGAUCGAGGGCCAAGCGAAGGCAAGCUUGGGGCCCUCGCAUUGGCGAUUGGACUUCGCCUGGACAAAUCACCUUGUCGACAGGACGUUUGCCUGCUACUUUACCGGACCUCAUGUGGUGAGACCGGGCAGCUGCUGGCUGAAGUUGGCACUGAUCUUCAAGCGGCAGGGUCAGGGACGGCAGUUGGAGCCACAACAACGGCUUUGGCAAAACUGCUGCUUCGACAGGCUGCUCGAUCUCCGCUGGAAGGAGUGACCGGAGUCGUUCUUGCCGGAGGCAAGCCUCACACCUGUCCAACACCUUCGCUGUUGGAUCGCGAGCUCAUGUCCCAGCACCUGAAGCCUCAGGUUCCUGUGCUUUGCGCCUGGAUUUCAGACAACCCCUCUCCAGCUGGUCGAAUGAAGCUUUGGUCUUCCACGGUUGCAACGCUUUAUCCAUGGUCGACCAAGAGGCCGCUGCAGGAUGAAAUUCUCGAGCUUGAGCUCUCACACAAACGUCUCUUCCACGAGACCUGGCAGGCAGCUUGCCCCGAGGAGCCGUCGUCUAGAUAUACGGGGUUUGCCAUCGGAGUGCUCUCCGCAAGUGGACGUAGCCGCGCCUUUUCCAGUUCAGAGGUUGGUACCAGCAUGACCACGCACCCGAGAUGCUUGGAUGAGGAAGUCAUGCUACUCGCAUCGUGCCUGAAGGAGUGCACGAAGGAAUCAGACAACCCAACACUCCUCGUGCUGGUGGAUGCCGAUGGCAGGCUUUGCGCGCCGCAAGCGCAAGCAAGAGAAUACCUGCUCCGGCACGGCUUUGCAAAUUUGCAAGUGCUAGUCAACGACGAGGUCAAGGCAGAGAUGUUGACUGUGCGGGAGUUGUAG
Messenger RNA from Symbiodinium natans, 1047 nucleotides. Lineage: Eukaryota; Dinophyceae; Suessiales; Symbiodiniaceae. The record is from the annotation of a GenBank genome assembly.